Molecule: messenger RNA, 1653 nt
Organism: Gilbertella persicaria
Lineage: Eukaryota; Fungi; Mucoromycota; Mucoromycetes; Mucorales; Choanephoraceae
Product: amino acid permease-domain-containing protein
Exons: 5
Coding region: 1-1653 (550 amino acids)
Biological process (GO): transmembrane transport
Cellular component (GO): membrane
Molecular function (GO): transmembrane transporter activity
Source: RefSeq, a predicted model, not a curated record
AUGGUUGGCAUGGACCGUAACCUAAGCAACAAUGAGGUGAAUGAAUCCGGUGAAAACAGACAUCAGUUUCAAACUGAAGAAGAACUUUUGCAUUCAAUGGGUUACAAACAAGAAAUGAAUAAGACAAUGUCUACAAUCUCUAAUUUCUCAAUUGCUUUUGGCUGUUGCUCCAUUCUUUCUGGUCUUACUCCUCUAUGGGGUGAUGCUAUGGCUGCUGGUGGAUCCGUUUCCGUUAUAUGGGGUUGGAUUCUCGUUUCUGUCUUUACUUUUGGAGUUGGCCUUUCAUUGGCUGAAAUCUGUUCUGCUUAUCCUAUUACUGGUGGUUUAUACAUUUGGGUAUCUAAGCUUGCUCCCCCGAAUGGGUUCCCAUUAUGUGUUGUCGCAAUUACAUCUGCUGAUAUUGGUCUUGCACAAUUCAUUUCAUCUAUUGUUAACAUUAGUGACCCUACUAAUAAGCCUACCAUUUAUUGGGAAUAUGGCAUUUUUAUUGUAAUUGCUGUUGUCCAUGGCCUUAUUAAUUCUAUAAGUGUCAAAUACAAUGGCUUCUUUAACCAAACUUCUUUGUAUUGGCAUCUUAUUGGCACUCUUAUCAUUGUCGUUGUCGGUCUUGUCUUGACACCCAACAAACCUGAUGCUAAAUGGGUGUUUACUUAUUUCGAAAAUGAAACUGGUUUUUCUUCUGGAGGUUAUGCGUUUUUAAUUGGUCUCUUGCAAUGUCAAUAUACCCUCUCUGGAUUUGAUAGUGCUGCACACAUGUCUGAUGAAACUCAAGACGCUGGUCGUAGUGCUCCUCGUGGUAUUCUUUAUGCUAUUGGAACAGCAGCUCUUGUUGGUUUCAUGUUCUUGCUCUCUGUCAACUUUUGUGUACAAGACUUUCAAUCGCAAAUCAUUGAUACGGAUAUCAGUCCCACUAUGGUCAAGGUCUUUUUGGAUGGUGUUGGCUAUCGAUGGACAGUUGUCUUUACGACUAUCAUUAUGGGUGCCAUGUUCUUUUCUGGUUCUGCUUUGACUUUAGGUAGUUCUCGAAUGGUAUACGCUUUUGCCAGAGACGGUGCCAUGCCAUUCUCCAGCCAUCUUGCCAAAAUCAAUCAAAAGACAAUGACUCCUGUCUGGGCUGUUUGGUUCAACAUUGUAUUUGCCAUUGUCGUUGGUAUCUUGUACAUCAUUAACGAAACAGCCUUUAAUGCUAUCGUUUCUGUCAAUACCAUUGCUUCUUCCAUGGCCUAUUUCAUUCCUAUUGCUCUCAAAGUGUUUGUUGCAAGAAAGAUCUUUGUUCGUGGUCCUUUCCAUUUAGGUCCUUUUUCUGAUGUCAUUAAUGUCAUCAGUCUAUGUUGGAUCUUAUUGACCUCUGUUCUAUUUAUCUGCCCUACUGAAAAUCCUGUUACGCCCGAUAAUAUGAACUAUGCUAUUGUAGUAUUUGGUGGUGUCAUUAUUCUUUCUGUCUUGUACUAUCACUUUCGUGCUCGUAAAUGGUUCCAUGGUCCUGGUAAAAGUUUGGAGCAUGAUCCUCAAUUGGAUGGUCUUCCAGUCGAGACUGCUGCUGACGAUACCAAGCAAUCCAACUUCAAAUAUGACACUUCUAGUCAAAGCAGUGACAGCGAUAAUGAUGCUGUCAAAAAGUACAAAGUCAAUCAAGUUGAACGUGUCAAUUAA